CAAUGAGUGAAGUAAUAGAUUUUCACGAGGCCAACUUUGUGUCUCUUCCAGACCAGAGCAAUGUGUAUGUUUUUGUUCAUCUCAAUGUUGGGGGACUCAAUAAGCUGGUAGUGCCACCGUGCGGGCCCAGAUACUCUGUCUCGAGUACCAGAGAGACACUGUUCGACCGCUCCUCUCUCCCAUCAACUUCACAUACAUCCCUGCGGAUGCUGAGGUCAUAUCGAUCGAUGCGUGUCAGGAAC
This is a messenger RNA of Geodia barretti, 242 nucleotides long. Lineage: Eukaryota; Metazoa; Porifera; Demospongiae; Tetractinellida; Geodiidae. The record is from the annotation of a GenBank genome assembly.